AUGAGCGGCUUCCGGUUUCUGAAUCUCGUCCGACCGUUUCUUCCACUCCUGCCUGAGGUUUCUUCACCGGAUCGCAAAGUUCCUUUCAACCAAAAGCUGUUAUGGACCGCUGUCACGCUCCUCAUUUUCUUGGUCUGCUCUCAAGUACCAUUAUAUGGUAUCAUGUCCUCAGAUUCGUCUGAUCCUCUUUACUGGAUGCGUGUUAUCCUCGCUUCCAACCGUGGAACCCUCAUGGAGCUCGGUAUAAGCCCUAUUGUUACGUCCGGAAUGAUUAUGCAACUAUUAGCUGGCGCAAAUUUAAUCGAGGUCGACUUCAGCUUGAAGGAAGACCGGGCACUGUUCAGUGGUGCACAAAAAUUGUUUGCUUUAAUCAUUUCACUCGGCCAUGCUACCGUAUACGUCUUGACAGGUCUUUACGGGCAACCAAGUGAUCUCGGUGCUGGUGUUUGCCUUCUGCUCAUCAUUCAGCUUGUUGCUGCUGCCCUCAUCGUUAUCCUCCUCGACGAACUUCUCCAGAAAGGUUAUGGUCUCGGGUCCGGUAUCUCCCUUUUCAUCGCAACCAACAUCUGCGAAUCCAUCAUUUGGAAGGCCUUCUCACCUACAACUGUUAACACCGGUCGUGGCCCUGAGUUUGAAGGUGCCGUUAUUGCGCUCUUCCACCUGCUCUUCACGUGGAACGACAAGGGACGUGCUCUCCGUGAGGCGUUCUGGCGUGACAGACUCCCAAACAUCAUGAACCUCCUUGCGACUGUCGUCGUGUUCGCCGCUGUCAUCUAUAUGCAAGGUUUCCGCAUUGAGAUCCCCGUCAAGAGCAACAGAUUCCGUGGUCAGCGCGGCAGUUACCCCGUCAAGCUGUUCUAUACUAGCAACAUGCCCAUCAUGCUCCAGAGCGCACUGGUGUCAAACGUGUUUAUUGUGUCGCAAAUGCUUGCAACGCGCUUCCCCUCCAGCAUCUUGGUCAGGAUUCUUGGUGUCUGGGAGCCUCUAGAAGACUCUCCCCAGCUUCGCGCUGUAGCUGGUUUCGCAUACUACAUAUCACCCCCGCACACAAUCAAAGAAGCUUUCCUCGACCCCAUCCACACAAUCCUCUAUAUCACAUUUGUAGUCUCUGCCUGUGCACUCUUCUCAAAAACCUGGAUCGAGGUGUCUGGCAGUGGCCCACGCGAGAUCGCCAAACAGCUCAAGGACCAACAGAUGGUCAUGGCUGGGCAUCGUGAGGGUUCAAUGUACAAGGAACUCAAGCGCGUUAUUCCUACCGCUGCUGCAUUCGGAGGCGCUAUUCUGGGCUUGCUUUCUGUCGCUGCUGAUCUCAUGGGCGCUAUUGGAAGUGGAACGGGUAUCCUGAUGGCUGUUACGAUCAUCUACAGCUACUGGGAGAUUGGUAUCAAGGAGAGUGGGGGAGCCGAAAUGGCAGCGCUGAGCGACCUCAUGUAA
Messenger RNA from Suillus subaureus, 1434 nucleotides. RefSeq names its product SecY subunit domain-containing protein. Bases 1 to 1434 code for a protein of 477 amino acids. The transcript has 6 exons. Gene Ontology annotation, cellular component: membrane; Sec61 translocon complex. Gene Ontology annotation, biological process: post-translational protein targeting to membrane, translocation; SRP-dependent cotranslational protein targeting to membrane, translocation. Gene Ontology annotation, molecular function: signal sequence receptor activity; ribosome binding; transmembrane protein transporter activity. Lineage: Eukaryota; Fungi; Basidiomycota; Agaricomycetes; Boletales; Suillaceae. The record is from RefSeq and is a predicted model, not a curated record.